UUCUCACAAAACCAUCUCUGUAACUUUCACAAUUUCCUCAAAUCCUCCUACCUUCUUCUGGAAUUUUCUUCGGAAUGGCGAGACCCGAUCAGGAAGGAGCCGUCGACAUGUUCAUGAGCAUCACCGGCGCCUCUCUAGCCGACGCUAUUCGGAAACUUGAGGAACAUUCCGGGGACCUCAAUGCAGCCAUUAAUGCUCAUUUCAGUGAAGGAGAUAGAAACAUAAGACCUGAAGUGCCUGGUUCUGUUGCUCUUUCUGAAGACGACGCUAUGGACAUUGAUGUCCUAAACCCAAUUGAGUCUAGACCUCCAUUUUCACAUUUAUCCUCUGAUAUAACCUCAAAUCCAUUUUCUCUUCUUGAACCUAACUUCACCAGAAGUAUAUUUGGUAGUGAUUUGGGUUCUACAAGAACUGCACCAUUGGUUUCACAUCCAAGAGAAGUUAGGGAGAUCCCAAUUGAAGUGAAGGACGGGGAUGGGCAUUCAAGUCAUUCUGGAAGGGCUCCUACCAUUGAGGAUGUCACGGACAUUGAGUAUCAUGGUCCAGAGAUCCAUGGGACUGUCAUAAGUGAUGACAACGAUAAUGAAACUCCAAACAUUCCAAGUGUGCGCACUUUUACACAUGAUAUAGCUGGUGAUGACAUAUUUAAUGACGUUUCUACUGCAGCCCAUCACAGACCAAGUGCUCCUGGAUUCAAUGUUUUGUCAGAUUCCUAUAAUGAUAUAGAAGAGGAGAUGAUUCGUGCAGCAAUUGAAGCUUCCAAAGUGGAUGCUGAAAUUUCAAACAAAAAAAUUGAUGUCUCCAGUGGUUCAAGGGAUGCUAUGUCUCAUCAAGAAAAUGCUCCUGUUGAGGAUGCUGAUCUUGCACAUGCUGUUUCACUUUCACUGAAGGCUGCUGAGCUGGAGAACGCUAAGGAAGAACUAGAAGGGAAGGGCACAUCAGAUCAUGGGAAAUCAGCUUCAUCGAGCAGGAGGUUAGUGCGAGGAAGUUCAUCUAUUGAUGAUGAUGACACUGAUGAUAAGGAAGCACAACCACUGGUUGGACGCAGGAGUAAACGUACAUCUUCCUCUUCCUUUGGCACUUAUAGAAAUGAAGACAAUGCGGCUAAUCCAGUUUCAAGUCCUAGACAUGGCAUUCCUGAGGUUCCUGACAGUGGAACCGAUUACCACACUGAUGAGUGGGGUGGUAUCUCAUCUGAGGAGCAUGAUGAAGCUGUCAUGCUUGAGGCUGCAAUGUUUGGUGGUAUACCCGAGGGCAGUGGAUAUCGUCUACCACAUGUGGCACACCAUCUUAUGCAGGAUGGUUCAGAUAGAUAUAUGGGGCCUUUUAAUUGGCAAACACCUCGCCCACCCUCUCCAACUCUCGUGGCUCAACGUUUAUUACGGGAACAACAGGAUGAUGAAUAUCUUGCUGCACUGCAAGCUGAUAAAGAGAAGGAAUUGAAGGCGAAGCAAGAAGCCGAAGCUUCUCUUGUCGAAGAGAGGCGGAAGGAAGAAGAAUCACUAAAGAAGUUGGAGGCGGAGAAGGAAACUGAGAGACAGUUAGCAGCCAAAGAAAGUUCGCUACCUCAGGAGCCAUCUUCUGACGAUGAGAAUGCUGUAAAUCUUGUUGUACGGAUACCUGAUGGAAGCAGGAGAGGUCGGCGGUUUCUUAAAUCCGAUAAGCUGCAGUGUCUGUUUGAUUUCAUUGAUGUCGGAAGGGUGGUGAAGCCUGGCACAUACAGAUUGGUGAGACCAUACCCAAGGCGCGCAUAUAGCACUGAAGAGGCUUCCUUAACUCUGAGUGAACUUGGCUUGACCAGCAAACAAGAAGCAUUGUAUCUGGAGCUCAUAUAGGUUCUCUUUUACAUUUCCUGUUUUUGAGCAACACGAAGACGCCUAUCAAACUAGAAAUGUUUUAUUGUAUUGUGUGAUGCGUUCUUCCUCGACGACUCGUACGAAAUUAAUGGAAUUUGCUGUGAUGAGUUGGAUCUUGCUCUUAGUAUGCGAUUUCGGUGGUUGCAGCAUCGUGUUAAUAAUUUAUGAACAAGCAU
Molecule: messenger RNA, 2032 nt
Organism: Cuscuta campestris
Lineage: Eukaryota; Viridiplantae; Streptophyta; Magnoliopsida; Solanales; Convolvulaceae
Source: the annotation of a GenBank genome assembly